GGUCGGGGGCUUCGCUCGCUUUCCCGCUCCAUCGUCCGUCUGGCCUUCCGCCUGCUGAACGGUUGCAGCGUGGAGCUCCCCGGCCCAGCCAUGUCCUACUGCCGUCAGGAAGGAAAGGACCGCAUUAUAUUUGUGACCAAAGAAGACCACGAGACUCCAAGCAAUGCUGAGUUGGUAGCGGAUGAUCCCAACGACCCUUAUGAAGACCACGGAUUGAUUCUGCCAAAUGGCGAUAUUAAUUGGAAUUGCCCGUGCCUCGGGGGAAUGGCCAGUGGCCCCUGUGGGGAACAGUUCAAAUCGGCCUUCUCCUGCUUCCAUUACAGCAAAGAAGAAGUAAAGGGAUCUAAUUGCAUAGAUGAGUUUCGGGCCAUGCAGGAAUGCAUGCAGAAGUAUCCAGACCUCUAUCCUCGGGAAGAUGAGGAGGAAGAAGAGAAGGCAAGUGGAGAGCCUCAGCCCCCUCCUGCAGAGGAGAAGGUAGCCAAAGAAGAGGAAAAAUUGAAGUAAUAAAAGCAGAGGGAGGAAUGGGUCUCCCUCUAGUCCUUCAAGUUCAGAGAUAUGGACCUUAGACAAAAUGUCUUCUACUUUGUUGUCAAGAAGUGACUUACCACUUCAGGUUAUGUGCACUAUAUUGAAAUAAGUUAUUUUGUUGGCAAGGGUCUUCUAUCCAAUGGCAGAAGCGUUGGAAAUCAAGGUGGAGCGUGCAUGCGUACUUGUCAGCAGACGUAACCACUGCUUUUGACCUCUUUUCGUUCUCCAGAGCACCCCGAGUUUGCCAUCUGGUUACCAUGUUCACACCGACCCAGACAGAUGCCAUGGCAUCAGUCAAUCAGUUAAUUGUAUUUAUUUGCAGUAGUGUGCGGAGCACUGUAUUAAGUCAUUAGGAGAAUACAAUCGGACCUCAUCAGGCUCUGCACUUGAAUCUGGUCUCAAUCUUUAAUGUAUUUAGAAAGUCUUUAUAGGGACUAUGAAGUAUCGUAUUGAAGAGGGUUGGUAUUUGAACUGCUGCAUUUUCAAGAAAGCAAUCUCUGAUAUCACAUUAUGCAAAAGGAAACUCUUUUGAGUUCUCAUUCUCAAUAAAAUCUGGGAAACAAAUGUGAUUGUACAGAAAGUAUGCAUUGAACUCUCAUUUGGCAAGCAGAAAUUUGCAGCUGCAUUGAGCACCGUCCAGUUGGAAUUCCAAAGUGUUAGAAAAAUGCCAAUCACUAUGUUCAUUGUUGUUCAGGAAGUGCUGGUUUAGAACCUUGUUCUGUCUUAACAAUCUGAGUGGUGGAGACUGUUACAUGAAGUCACUACUUCAUGGAAAAUAUGUGAAUUUAAGUGCACAUUAAAAGAAAAUAUUUUCAUCUGG
Messenger RNA from Tachyglossus aculeatus (Australian echidna), 1348 nucleotides. RefSeq names its product coiled-coil-helix-coiled-coil-helix domain containing 4 (gene CHCHD4). The record is from RefSeq and is a predicted model, not a curated record. Gene Ontology annotation, molecular function: protein-disulfide reductase activity. Gene Ontology annotation, biological process: protein import into mitochondrial intermembrane space. The transcript is spliced from 3 exons. NCBI's taxonomy places the organism in Eukaryota, Metazoa, Chordata, Mammalia, Monotremata, Tachyglossidae. Gene Ontology annotation, cellular component: mitochondrial intermembrane space. The coding region runs from base 91 to 504 and encodes 137 amino acids.